ACGCGCAGAGCCGCAGAGCCGCGCCGUGGGCGACACCUGGACCCCCGCUGGAGACGCCGCUCUGUGGUGGGGGGGGACAUCCGCGGGCAUGCGGACAAACCGCGCACGGAGCGGCCCGCUGACGUUCCACCGGGUUUCUGGCGUGCAGCUGCAGAGUUAGCAUUAGCAUUAGUGUUAGCAUUAGCUUAGCAUUAGCAUAUCAUUAGCUUAUCAUUAUAGUUAGCAUUAGCAUUAGCGUUGGCAUUAGCAUUAUAGUUAUCAUUACCAUUAUAGUUAGCAUUAGCUUAGCAUUAGCGUUGGCAUUAGCAUUAUAGUUAGCAUUAGCAUUAGCGGACUGGCUCAGCUGUUGUUGUUGUUGUGGAUGGUUUGCGGGUGAGGGCGGGUGUGCAGGGGGACGCUUCUUGUGUCUGUCUCGCUGCUUAAAAGUACCUGCAUCGGGGGGCUGUGUGACCGGCUGUCCUGGAGGACUGUAGCCCGGGCUGCACACACAUCAGAGGGGCGGAGGAGGAGGAGGAGGAGGCACCAUGGCCCAUUCUCCCGUCCAGGGGAACCUGCCGGGGAUGCAGAGCGCCAAAGCCGACCCGGAGGAGCUGUUCACCAAGCUGGAGCGCAUCGGCAAGGGCUCGUUCGGCGAGGUGUUCAAGGGCAUCGACAACCGCACCCAGAAGGUGGUGGCCAUCAAGACCAUCGACCUGGAGGAGGCGGAGGACGAGAUCGAGGACAUCCAGCAGGAGAUCACUGUGCUGAGCCAGUGCGACAGCCCCUUCGUCACCAAGUACUACGGCUCGUACCUCAAGGACACAAAGCUAUGGAUCAUCAUGGAGUAUUUAGGCGGAGGCUCGGCGUUAGAUUUGAUGGAGCCCGGAUCCCUGGACGAGACCCAGAUCGCCACGAUCCUGAGGGAGAUCCUCAAGGGCCUGGAGUACCUGCACUCUGAGAAGAAGAUCCACAGGGAUAUCAAAGCCGCCAACGUGCUGCUGUCCGAGCAGGGAGAGGUGAAGCUGGCGGAUUUCGGCGUGGCGGGGCAGCUCACCGACACGCAGAUCAAGCGCAACACCUUCGUCGGCACGCCAUUCUGGAUGGCCCCCGAGGUCAUCAAGCAGUCGGCGUACGACUCCAAGGCCGACAUCUGGUCGCUGGGCAUCACGGCCAUCGAGCUGGCGAAAGGUGAGCCGCCCCACUCGGAGCUCCACCCCAUGAAGGUCUUAUUCCUCAUCCCAAAGAACAACCCGCCCACGCUGGAGGGCAGCUACAGCAAGCCGCUCAAGGAGUUCGUGGAGGCCUGCCUCAACAAAGAGCCCAGCUUCAGGCCGACCGCCAAAGAGCUGCUGAAGCAUAAGCUGAUCGUGCGCCACGCGAAAAAGACUUCCUACCUGACGGAGCUGGUGGACAAGUACAAGAGGUGGAAGGCGGAGCAGUCGAGAACGGCGGAGUCCAGUUCGGAUGAGUCCGACUCAGAGCAGGACGGCCAGGCGUCGGGCGGGAACGACUUUGGCAGUGACGACUGGAUCUUCACCAUCCGAGAGAAGGACCCCAAGAAGCUGCAGAACGGGGAGGGACAGUCGGGGGCGGCAGACCAGACGAAAGACAUUCCAAAGAGGCCUUAUUCACAGAGCCUGGCCACAGUCAUCUCUCCAUCGUUAGCUGAGCUGAAGGCGAGACAGGAGCAGGUGAACGGGAACCCCAUGGUCCUGGACGAGCUGAGAGAGGCCAUCCUGCUGGCCGAGGAGGCCUACCCCGGCAUCUCCGACUCCCUGGUGGCUCACAUGGUCCACCGGCUCCAGAGUUUCUCUACAAGCAGGACAUCCUCCUCCCAGUAGUAAACACCCCCCCCAACACCACAGCCAGGUCAAAUGGUCGCUCAUUCAACGCCAGACGACCACUUUUGACCGUGUGUGUGUGUGUGUGUGUGGAAAGGGGGGCUAACCAACUCUGUAAAAAAAAAAAAUGACUGAACUCCAAACAGAGGCUUACAGCGAAACCCUGGGGAGCUUUUUUUUAAGUUCUGAGCAGUGAAACAGACUCUGGGUCCCCGCGUGGAAUCUGCUCGACAAGGACCCGGAAAAUCCUCCGCUCCCCAGAAAACCAAGACUUCAUUGCCCCCCCCCCUUAAUGCAGGCGUCAUACCCCCAGAAACCUCUUUAAAAAAGCAUGCUUGAUGAACCUGCAGGGAUAUUAUCUUUGUGUGCAAGUGCGUGUGUGUGUGUGUGUGUGUGUGUGUGUGUGUGUGGGCACGUGCAAGAGUGUGUGUGUGUGUGUGUGUGUGUGCGCGCGCACAUGUAUGUAGGACUCCCUGUUAAGGCAAAAUUUGCAGCAUUCUUAAUGAAACCUCAGGUAAAGCGCUUUAAGUGGACUUCGAGGAAGUGGGAGGAGGGGGGUGGGGGCGGCGUCGCCAUGCUGUACAUGAUUACAAGUUGUCUUUGCGGGGGGGGAGGAUCACUGUGUACGAAAUGGUCACGCGCAUUUUUUUUGUAGAUAUUGACGAUGUUUAAAAGUAGAUAUUUAAAAAAAAAAAAUUACAGAACGAAACAGGAAAUGCCUUGCCUUUUUUGAGAUACACACACACAUCCGGCAUUUCACUGCGGGGUUUUCGUUCCUCUCACUCGUCGACUAGGUAUUAAGUAUUUGUCAGUGUUUUUUUUUUUUUUCUCCAAGUGACCGAGUUCCAAUCUUCCAUUUUGAACCAACAAACUAACUGCGAUACUAAGCAUACUUUGUUUAGAGGCAGAACAUUUUGUGUUUUUUUUUUGUGUGUGUGUGUGUGUGUGUGUGUGUGUGUGUGUGUGUGUGUGUAGUCAGGGGAGGGAAAAAACCUGCUUAUGUUUAGACAAGUCAGUUUUGAAAUUGUUUAGGACAAAGAAAGGAGAUGGAUCCACGUCGGCGGGAUGACACCGCCGAAUUGAGCCCGGGACAAUUGCAAAAGGCAAACCACAAGGGGGCGGUUGAGCGCCAGAAUCAUGUGAAGUAUUAUUUUUUUCCUUGGCUACGAAUUUUUUUUUUUUU
Messenger RNA from Anoplopoma fimbria (sablefish), 3003 nucleotides. It is a transcript of the gene stk24b, whose product is annotated as serine/threonine kinase 24b (STE20 homolog, yeast). Gene Ontology annotation, biological process: protein phosphorylation. The record is from RefSeq and is a predicted model, not a curated record. Bases 525 to 1820 code for a protein of 431 amino acids. Lineage: Eukaryota; Metazoa; Chordata; Actinopteri; Perciformes; Anoplopomatidae. The transcript has 11 exons. Gene Ontology annotation, molecular function: ATP binding; protein kinase activity.